Molecule: messenger RNA, 1105 nt
Organism: Wallemia mellicola CBS 633.66
Lineage: Eukaryota; Fungi; Basidiomycota; Wallemiomycetes; Wallemiales; Wallemiaceae
Product: CDK-activating kinase assembly factor
Exons: 2
Coding region: 11-1069 (352 amino acids)
Biological process (GO): positive regulation of cyclin-dependent protein serine/threonine kinase activity; nucleotide-excision repair; regulation of transcription by RNA polymerase II
Cellular component (GO): transcription factor TFIIH holo complex
Molecular function (GO): cyclin-dependent protein serine/threonine kinase activator activity
Source: RefSeq, a predicted model, not a curated record
GUGUCCACCCAUGUGGCUAAAUAGCAACAAAUCUAACAGGAAGGGAUCGAAACCGUCUACGAGGGAUAGCACUCCAUUGGAAGCUGGAAAGACUACAAAACUACUCGGUCCGGGCGUACGUGAUAAAACUGGUAAGAUAACAGAAUUCUCUUCAGCGGAUGACAAAUGUCCAGUUUGUUCAUCAGACCGUUAUCUUAACCCUUCUCUACGGUUACUAGUCUCUCCAUGCUAUCACAAAAUGUGCGAGAGUUGUAUAGAUAGGUUGUUUACGUUAGGUCCUGAACCGUGUCCGAUUUGUGGUAAAAUAACACGUAAAACUGCAUUCGUAGCUCAAACUUUUGAAGACCUUGGUGUAGAAAAGGAAGUCGCCGUCAGAAGGCGUGUAGCUAAGGCAUAUAACUUGACGAGCGAUGAUUUCAGUGAUUUACGCAGUUAUAAUGAUUAUUUGGAAGAAGUCGAAGAUAUAGCUUAUAAUCUGAUAAAUAAUAUUGAUAUACCAAACACAGAAGCUAAAAUACGUUCACAUCAGGCUAAGCAUGCAUCAUCAAUCAUAUCAAAUUCAGCCAAGGAGAUUGCAGAAGCUGAGGCUGUCAAAGCGGAAGAAGAGCGUGAGAAAAAGGAACGUGAAGCUCGAGCGAAAGAGGCUAGGAGGGAGCUAGAGCAGGAAAUGUUUGAAAAAGACCAAGAUAAGGAGGUCUUACUGAGGGAGCUUGAACAUUCUUCGAAAUCAGCUGAAAGGGUGAUGGCACAACAGCGGUCGAAAGCUUUAAAAAGGUCAUCAGCACGCACUACCAAUCAAAACAAGCCGUUAUCACUACCCGCGAAUGCCUUCCCACCUGAUAAUCCCAUGCCCUUCACUACAGAAGACGUAUGGGAUCCACUUUACGAUGAAGACACAUAUGAUGACUACAGCAACCUAUAUAAGAUAGUACCAAACGUCUAUGCUGACGGUUUCAAAGGUGCCGAAACAGUUGUUGGAGGUGACGACAUAGCAAAAGCAGGCGGAUGGACGAGAAAUCAAGCAUGGGAACGAGCGAUACGAGAGGGUGUCUCUGAAUGGGCAUUGUAAAAUUAUUGGCAUAUAUUUAUAUUCAUAUUCUUCCUU